CCUCCUUUCUUUUCUUAAAACGAACACACAGACAGAACCGUGUAACAUUUUGUAGCGACGAAAACGGUGUGAUUCGGUGUCUGUGUCUCGAUCCAGUCCCGGUUAGCCAGUUAGCUAGUUAGCAUCGAGGCUUUCAGCCUAACAAAUGAACCGAGCAGUGGCUAGCUUAUUUAGCUGCCUACUUGAUGAAACCUUAACCUAGUUGGUGUUUUUUUUUUUUUUCCAGCAAACGAAGCUUAAGUUAGCGAGCCACCGGUAUUGAUAUUGGUAUAUCUAUUGGGAUGAACAGCAUGUGAAUAAAGAAAGAAAGCCCAGGACCACGUUGGCUCAAGUGGUCUGUUUUGUUAUCAAGCCGGUAAUUUUGUCAACGUAGGUGUUUAAUGCUAAUGAGUUAACUGGACGCAGGAGGACGUAUGUGAGGUUUAAUAGACAUCGUGCUGUUGUUCAGUCAGUGAAUGGGACAGACUUAGUGGGUGCUUUUUGAAUUGAGUGUCCAUCUGUGGGGAACUGCUGUGUUAUCCCAUAGCCUUCCCUUGCCCGUUACACCCCUCCUUUUCUUCUCUGUCUGUAUGUCUGUCCUUUUUUAGGUUUGUGGUAAAGUUGGCAAGCAAAUUCACUUUCCAUUUGAUACCUUCAACACUAACCCCUCUAUCAGUUACUCUCAGUUGAGGUGAUAUAUUAUCAAAGCAAAUAUUGAUCUUACUGAUUUCCUAUAGUCUUUUAACCAAUGGCACAGUCUUGCCAUGCUCCUCUUGUAAAUGAACAGUCAUUCAUUGGGCUGUUCAGCUGGUGAAAGGGUUUUUAGGGCAGAUACAGAUGGGAUAGUGGGCAGUUUGAGGGGUUUCUUAUUUUCUGAGGACAGAGCAGAUGAUGGGAAUCUUGCUAAUCCAUUUAGCUGUGCGUCACUUAUUAGCUUGCCUGUGUAUAGAGGAGUUGCUCUUCCCUUGGUAGCCACCCAGGAUGAAUCAGUGAAUAAAAAUAGUGGCUUCAGAGCACUCUUGUGGCUCCCACAUGGUUGAGAGCCCUAGACGGUACAAAUACAAGAUACAGCUUUCUGUCAAACACUCACAAACAUUUGAGUGACGGUAACAUAAUGUUGUAUCUGUAUCAGCCCUCAUUGGCCUUGUUUUCUAAUCGGGGCAAGAACCAGUAUAUUUAUGGAGUCUUCAUAGGCAGAAAAUGAUGUUAGGAGAGUGUGUGUGUCCCAUAUUAUUGCCUUGUACAGGCUGCAGGGCAAGUCUGGCAGGGAGUUGUUUAGUAUACAGAGAAGAACAGAUGGUUUGCCUAUUGUUGUAAGGCCUGUCACCGACAAGCUUAAGUCAUUGCUAAGUAAUUGGGUUGGGUAAUUCCUACCCUGAAUCUGUUGCACAGUGUGUGUUUCUACAGACCCUGUGUUCACUUGUUUUAUCCGACCCGAAACACAAAGAUAUUGACUGUCAUACAUGAGCAAAUAAAACCAGCAAAUUCUCAGAUUUAAGAAGCUGAAACAGAAAAUGUUUGCUAUUUUUGUUUGAAAAAUCACUAAUGGAUAAUCAAAAUAGUUGCUGAUUAAUUUUCUGAUUGAAUUGAUUAAUUGACUAAUCAUUUCGCCUUGAGACAAAACACCUUUUCUCCUACCUAUAUACAUUGAUUAGGUUAAGCUGUUUAGGCUGACCAUGUCCUGCUCCACAGAUAUUAGGACCCAGUUCUGGAGGAGAGCAUUACAGCGAGGGACCAGUGGCAUCCGAAAAAUGGCCCCUGCAGAGAUGCCUGGCUCUUCAGGCACAACCCAGAGUAUGAAGAAGACCAUUGGACACCGGGGGGUUGAGACCACCACAGGAGAGACCACCUAUAAAAAGACCACGUCAUCUGCCCUAAAAGGUGCCAUCCAGUUGGGCAUCACUCACACAGUUGGCAGCUUAAGCCAAAAGGCAGAAAGGGAUGUUCUCAUGCAGGACUUUGUGGUGGUCGAAAGCAUCUUCUUCCCCAGUGAAGGCAGUAACCUGACUCCCGCUCAUCACUACAGUGACUUUCGCUUUAAGACUUACGCUCCUAUUGCCUUCCGUUACUUCAGGGAACUCUUUGGCAUUCGGCCAGAUGACUACCUGUAUUCUCUGUGUAACGAGCCACUGAUCGAGCUGUCUAACCCCGGAGCCAGCGGAUCCAUCUUCUAUGUCUCUAGUGAUGACGAGUUCAUCAUCAAGACUGUUCAACACAAAGAGGCAGAGUUCCUCCAGAAACUCCUGCCUGGAUACUUCAUGAAUAUAAACCAAAACAAACGCACUCUGUUACCCAAGUUCUACGGACUAUAUUGUGUUCAGGCAGGGGGCAAGAAUAUCCGUAUUGUAGUGAUGAACAAUCUUCUGCCUCGGAUCAUCCCCAUGCACAUUAAAUACGACCUGAAGGGCUCCACCUAUAAGAGACGAGCUUCCGCUAAGGAGAGAGACAAGGCUGUUCCCACUCACAAAGACCUAGACUUUAUUCAGGACAUGCCUGAUGGCCUGCUGCUGGAAGCAGACAACUACAAUGCCCUGUGCAAGACUAUACAGAGGGACUGCUUGCUCUUGCAGAGUUUCAAGAUCAUGGAUUACAGUCUGUUGAUGGGUAUACACAACAUGGACCAGGCCAGUCGCGAGCGGGAGCGUGGUGUGGGCAAUUCGGGGGACAGCGGGGGGUCGGAGGGAGCAGUGACCCCAGAUCAGCGUCGGCCACAAGCCCAGAGAAGUCUGUACUGUACAGCCAUGGAGUCCAUUCAGGGGGAGGCUCGAGGGAAGGGGGCUUUGGAUUCAGAAGACCACAUGGGCGGUAUUCCAUCUCGUAAUUCUAAAGGAGAAAGGUUGCUGAUCUACAUCGGCAUCAUUGACAUUCUUCAGUCCUACAGGUUUAUUAAGAAGUUGGAGCACUCCUGGAAGGCCUUGGUCCAUGAUGGGGACACAGUUUCAGUUCACAGACCUGGCUUCUAUGCAGAUCGUUUCCAGCAAUUCAUGUGCAACACUGUGUUCAAGAAAAUUCCACUAAAACCAUCACCGUCUAAGAAGAGUCGUGGCGGAGGUCAGGGAGGUCUUAGGAGGGCUCCCACUCUGGGAGCUCCCACCCCACUCUCCCACGCAACAGGACAGUCAGGCGUUGACUCCAGAUUAGUCUACCACAGCCACUUUAAAAGCACAGACUCAGAGGCAGACAGCGGCGUGCAGUCGGGCAGACCAGAUCUUGUUCCGAGGACCCCUCCGCUGGUAGAAAACCCUGCUGACUGUGAGGCCAACCUGUCCACCUCAUCACUAGGCAGCGCAGGAGUUGCCUCCACCUCUCCUCCCCUACGGUCUGUAGGGGUGGAAGUGCACAAAUCAGCAAACACAGACCUUGACCAGGGUUCUUCUCACAGUUUUGGGGCAGAAGGGGAUCGUUCAGGCAACCUAUCUGGAAAUGAAGAUGUAGUUUCCCUCUCAGACAUCAUCCCUGAAACCAACAUUUGCUUUUAAAAACAAACAAGUGCCAUCUAAAGGCGAGGACAUUUCUGGAUGAGGUGAGGCAGGCAGAAGAAAGGAUAAAGAGAGCGAAAGUCACCCAGCCACCAUCCGCCAUCCACUGCACCUCUUGUUUUCUCCCCCGUACAGUAUAUACAGGGAUUGCUGGAUGAAGCAGUGAGGUGCAGUGGAGGUUGUGGCAAUGAAGAAAACAGUGGUGGGAAGAUCAAGAAGAAGACGGUGUGCGGUAGGCUUCCCCAGCCAUUAACAGUGUCACUGUGCGCACACCCCCCCUCCCAAUGUCUAAAGGCCAAUUGUCUUCGAUAUAAACCUGGAAAAAAGGCUUAUGACCCUGAAUGGGCAGCUCUUCAGUAGCAGAUUUACAUUGAUUCUGCUGCACUGACAUAAUAAACACAAUAAUUAGUUGUAUAUUGUAAAAAGCCCAUGCCCCAGUCACCAGUGGAUGGUGAAGGCAGUCAAAUUAUCCAUGAAGAGUUGGCCAUCGUGUCCACUUUACGCAGCAUGAAGCGAUGUGAGAUGGCACAGACAGCAGUUCAGCAGGAACACACACACCUAAGAGCACAUGAAGGGCAUAGCCGCCUGCAUUUGUUGGAGUGAAUGGUUCCCUGUGUGUUCAUGCACAGUCUAAGUGGGUUCACAUUUCCGUGAUUCACACUAAUGUUCCCAUUACCGCACAUCCUUCCCCCCCCAGUGCUUCUUUUGAGCAGGGGCACUCUGAACUACCAGUGGUCAUCAUUUAAAUCAACACAUGCUGCUGUUGUCUCUGCAAUCAUGUAAACAUGUUUUUUUUUUUUUACUGAUUGUGGAUGUACAGUAUUUGUUUGAAAUUGGAUUUUGAAAUAGUGGAAGGAUGGGUUGAAACACCCACAGUCAUUUUUUUCACGUUUUUGUUUUAAGUUAUUCAGCUGGAAGCCACGGUGGUGCUGCAAAGGUCCAGCCAGAUCUUGCCACUACUGAAUGUACAUUGCAAUGUUUUUCUUCUAUAGAAUGUGUCUUAUUAACAUGGCAGACCACAUUUGUACAACCCUGAAAAUCUCCCCCUCUGAUGUGACCAUAUGUGCUAAAGUAUAAAUGAAUACAGAGAAGAAGAGCUGUCGACAGUAUUGCUGGCCAGUAGAUGCUGUUAAAUGAAGUCAUGCUGUUGAGCUAAUAGAACAGUAAUAACUCCCAGCUACUGUCAUGUGUCUGUCAUGUCUGUGCCUUUACAUGUUUGUCCCUGACAUGUGAUACGUAACUGACAUUUUUUUUUACAGGUUAGUGUUGUAGUCACACAGAGAAACCUGCCUUAUCACUACAGCUGAAGUCAUCAAAACUGCCAUUCGUAUGUCUGGAACAACCGUCGGUUGUUAGGGGUUAAAAGAACACUAGUACAAUCCCCUCUUGGUUAUGUGUGUCCAAUAUUCAGUCACUGUGAUUCAUCAGCUCAGCUAAUCCUUUUAACUCUUCCAACAUCAGACAGUAAGGAUGUUAGUCUUUUAUUAGACAUUUCUGCUGGUUACAGAAAUGACACCCGCCCCCACAUCCACUCUUGGACCAAUAUUACUAACAAAGUGUAUUACUAAUUUUUUUUUUUUGUACGUCUUACUCAGCUUUUACUCGGCUGUUCAUACAAAUUGUGCUUUGUUGUUUUUAUCUGAUUGUUUAGGGCACUAAACAAGCUACUGAGGUGGCUGGCAGAGAGCUUCUUUACCCCAUGAAAUAUUUCUGAUACAGAAAUUUGAAUCACUACCAAGUGGCUGUAGCAAAACUCAAGAUCUUAGACAUCAUCUCAUCUAAGGAAUUACUGUUUAUGUUUAUGUUUGUUAGGCACAUGUGGUCUAUGCAGCAGAGAGGGAGAAGGGGAAAUGUGAGUUGUAAAUAUAGAAAGAAGGAAAACUACUCAUGUUCAUCAAUGCACAGUUGAGAAUUUAGGACUGAGUCUUCUGUAUUAUAAGCCAGUCACGGCACCAAAGAAAAGAGAUGGAAGUUUCUGCAAGUGUGCAGGAUCCAGUACAGUUAACAUGAAAAUGAAAUGAAACACUCCUGGACUGAUAUGUUGUAUAUGGUAAUAACACUGGGUUGACCUGUGUUUUUAAGGCUCUAUUAUUAAACUGGAUGUUUGCUAGGUAAUUUCACGUCUGAUAAGCUGUAUCUGACCUAGUCCCUGUAAAGAUUUAUUUUUUAUUUAUCAAAAGAAUUGGUUUACAUUGUGGCCUGAGACAUUUCAAGAUUUAACUCCACAUUCCUGUGAAAUCCAAGUUAAAUUUACUACAAAUUGUGGUAGCUCAUAGAACCCAUUAUUUGUGUAGUUUGAAUUAUGUACUUGAUAUGAAUUAUUUCUGGUAUAAUGCUGAAAUGUAAAAUAUUGAUUAUGUCAAAAAAGAUCCAUUUUAAAGUUGUGUCAAGUUGGUUGAGAGUCAAACAGCCACCAAAGAAAACACUCCAAGAAUUCUUCCUCAUUCGAAAAAUCCAGAUUAUGUUUUAUAACACCUGAAUUUUGUGUUUUAUGUGAUAACUGUUUUUUCUUUUGUUUUUUUUAAUGGGUGGUACUGUGUAAUUGCUGGAUACAGACAAGUUCUGUCGCAGUUAUUAUGUACUACACUAUGGCACAAACAGAAACAUCAUCCUUCGGUGCUUAAAGGGCGGCGCACUCAGUGUAGACACUACAAUAUAUUUGAAGUAAUGCAAUAUGAACCACAAUCUGCCACCCUUCAGCUCUAAGAAGUAUAUUUAUUAACAUGGUUGAUUGCUGCAGGCUGAAAUAAUAGAAGUUGUAUUAUGUACCUUUUAAAUGAUUGUACGUAUACUGACAGAAGGAUGUCUGAAACUUUAUAGCGUGUAUUGCUUAUGAAGGGGGACAAUUUGACAAUUUCACUUUUUAUAUUUCAUGUUUAGAUUAUGAUAUGAUAGAUUCUCUCCAUGAUGAUUCUGGGUUGUUAAUCUCCCACGCUUUUUCUACAUGAAUGUUUCACACGGCUCGCGAGCCAACGUUGCUGGUGGUCCUAUAUGCUUCAAUUACUAUAUUUUUACUGUGUAUAAAAUGUGUAUAUGUACAUAGGAGUCACGGAAAUGCCUUCUCAUGCAAUAUGUGCUGCCUGUCCCUCCUGCCAUGUUUCAGUUAUGUGGUGGUGAUUGUUUCCAUGUCUGAUUUUAAAGGAUUAAACAUAUUUUCUAAAUCUUG
Dicentrarchus labrax (European seabass) is the source of this 6624-nucleotide messenger RNA. Its product is annotated as phosphatidylinositol 4-phosphate 5-kinase type-1 alpha. Gene Ontology annotation, biological process: phosphatidylinositol metabolic process. Lineage: Eukaryota; Metazoa; Chordata; Actinopteri; Moronidae. The coding region runs from base 1656 to 3458 and encodes 600 amino acids. Gene Ontology annotation, molecular function: phosphatidylinositol kinase activity. The record is from RefSeq and is a predicted model, not a curated record. The transcript has 16 exons.